AUGUUGCUCUUGAAGAUUGUACGUGAACGCCCUGAGCUAUUAAGUACCACCUUUAAAUGUCUCGUUACUAACCUCUCUGCUUGCUGGGGCAGUUCAGUCAUAGAACGAAACUCAUUAAAAGAAAUACCACCAAUAUAUAAUACACCUACGGGAAAGACAGAAUCUGCUAUCCGAAAGUUCCUCUCCUUCGAUGAUGAAUACCUGCUAUUCCUUGGGCCCAGGAGGAUUCCUCCGGUUGCCACAGCAAGCUCGAAUUCCGUCAACUCAGUGACCAUUCUGACCUCAGUCGGAUACCAGCAAUUGCAGGUGGAACAGUACCAAGAUGCUAUCAAGUCAUUGAAGCCAGAUAUUGCAAUCGGUCUAGCUGAUGUGCUAGAUAGACAGCCGGGGGUGAAAAGACGGGAGAAAAUGGUUGAUCGGACACAUGCAUGGACGCAGUCGGCCGUAGACAUCUUGUUUAAGCCUGCAGAUAUAAGCAACCGGCUUGGAGAGACCUCGUUUUUUGCACCAAUACUUCCACUUGAAAAGGAGCGGCAGACCGUAUACUUGCGGGAUCUGGAGGAAGAAAUGGCAGAUGCGGUUUCUGGGUUUGCAGUAUGGGACCCAGCCACAAUUGAAUUGAUCCCCCAAGCCCUUUGGCAUUUACCACGGUUGUCUAUUGGUGAAUCUAAUACCCCUCAAGACGUUCUCAGGGGAGUGUCACUUGGGCUUGACCUUUCCGCGAUCCAAUUCAUCGGAACGGCGUCUGAUGCAGGUCUCGCUCUCGACUUUUUCUUCCCAAAAGGUGCCCCUCAAGACAAGUCGUCACCCUACCCGUUAGCAGUUGAUAUGCUACUACCCGCUCAUUCCACCGACACUUCAGCACUUGUCUCUGAUUGCCAGUGCUACACAUGCAAGACGUACCAUAAAGCCUACCUCCGCCACCUGCUUAAUGCGAAAGAAAUGCUUGCUUGGACACUGCUCCAGAUACACAACCAUGCCAUUAUGGAUAGAUUCUUUACUGAUAUAAGAACAAGUAUUGAGCGUGGGACAUUCGAAGAGGAUGUAAAAACUUUUGAGUGUACUUAUAUGUCGGAGUUUCCCGAGCCCAGUGGGCAAGGUCCAAGGAUGCGAAGUUACCAGUUCAAAACUGGGCCGGGAGAGAAACGAAACCCAAAGGUCUUUGGACGCCUGGAUGGUGUUGCGGAAAGGCUUCUGGAGUCUCAGUCGUCUGUAGUUACUCCUGAUGCUGAGGCUGAGGAACUCGAAGCUCGCGGAUUUGCCGAAAAGAUGCAGUGA
Trichophyton verrucosum HKI 0517 is the source of this 1278-nucleotide messenger RNA. Its product is annotated as tRNA-guanine transglycosylase family protein. The record is from RefSeq and is a predicted model, not a curated record. Lineage: Eukaryota; Fungi; Ascomycota; Eurotiomycetes; Onygenales; Arthrodermataceae. Bases 1 to 1278 code for a protein of 425 amino acids. Gene Ontology annotation, molecular function: tRNA-guanosine(34) queuine transglycosylase activity. The transcript has 2 exons.